CCACUGUGAUGCCCCAAGAAAGAGAAAAUGAGGAGAAAGAUGAGAAACUUCAAACAUAAGACACUUAAUAAAACACUCAUAGAAGUGAGUGACCAAGAAUCUGAAAAAGAUGGUAGUCAGUUCUCUGACCCUGCUACAGACGAGAAAUUUCAGGCUGAAAAGAGACAGUAUGUAUGUACUGAGUGUGGGAAAGCCUUUAGUCAGAGUGCCAACCUUACAGUACAUGAGCGAAUCCACACAGGGGAGAAACCCUAUAAGUGUAAGGAGUGUGGAAAAGCCUUCAGUCAUAGCUCCAACCUUGUUGUUCAUCGGAGAAUCCACACUGGACUGAAGCCCUACACAUGCAGUGAAUGUGGGAAAUCUUUCAGUGGUAAGUCACACCUCAUUCGGCACCAGGGAGUCCACAGUGGGGAGAAAACUUAUGAAUGUAAGGAGUGUGGGAAAGCCUUUAGUCGGAGUUCAGGUCUUAUUUCACAUCACAGAGUUCACACUGGGGAGAAGCCCUACACUUGUAUCGAGUGUGGGAAAGCUUUUAGCCGUAGUUCAAACCUUACUCAACAUCAGAGGAUGCACAAAGGAAAAAAAGUUUACAAAUGUAAAGAGUGUGGGAAAACAUGUGUUUCUAAUACAAAGAUUAUGGACCAUCAGAGAAUUCACACUGGGGAGAAGCCUUAUGAAUGUGAUGAGUGUGGAAAAGCUUUCAUCUUAAGGAAGACCCUUAAUGAACAUCAGAGACUUCAUCGUAGAGAGAAACCUUACAAAUGCAACGAGUGUGGGAAAGCGUUUACUUCUAAUCGAAACCUUAUUGAUCAUCAGAGAGUUCACACUGGAGAGAAACCCUAUAAAUGUAACGAAUGUGGGAAAACCUUCAGGCAGACUUCUCAAGUUAUUUUACAUUUGAGAACCCACACUAAGGAGAAACCCUAUAAAUGUAGUGAGUGUGGGAAAGCCUAUCGUUAUAGCUCACAACUUAUUCAACACCAGAGAAAACAUAAUGAGGAGAAAGAAACCUCAUAAAUAACAUGUAUUGUUGGUAGUAGGACUAAUUGCUACCUUUUGGAAAAGCAGUUUUUCAGUAUCAUCAACUUUAAUUCUAUUUCUAAGAAUCCAUACAGGGAAAGUAAUGAGAAGUAGACAAAGAUUAACAGAAGGGAUAUUCAUGCCAGCAUCAUAUAUAACUGAAAGAAGAAAACUAGAUUUUAACAGUACAGGGUUUAAAUGAAUGAUGGUCUUGCGGCCAUUGUAAACCUUUUUAAAGCAUAUUUAAUGCCAUGAGGGAAAUGAUUUGGAAAAAUGGAAGAUAAAGAAAAAACAAUGAAGUAUGAUCCAAAUUUUUUAAAACAUUUACGCAUUGGAAAGGAAUGGGAAUGAAAUAAUACCAAACCAAAACAUUAACUGAUUAUCUCUGGGUGAUAGGAUUAUAGGUGAUUUCUAUUUUCUUCUUUAUACUUUUCUAUGCUUUUUGGAUUUUCUACAAUGAGAAUGUACUACUUUUCUAUUCCGGAAAGUUACAAUAUUUUUAAAAUGCAAUGAGUACAUCCUCAUUUUCACUCAACAGUGUUAUAAAAAGCACAUAGAACAUAGACUCAAAAAUCCUGGGAUUGCACCCUAAUACUGGCACUUAGUAGCAGUGGAACCAUGAGCAAGUCACUUCCUUUUAGAGCUUUGUUUCCUGUUUAUUAAAUCAUAAAUACCAGUUGUUGGUCUUUUGCAGUUUUAAGAUAAGCUGACUUUACAGUUGUUAACACAAUGCAUAAUUCAUGUACUUGAUCACUGUUAGAUUAAAAGAACACAGCAAAAAUUUACUACAUCCUCAUCUUUGACAGUUGUAGAAGGAUAUGCAAAUAAUAGAGAACAACUUAGCUCCAUCUUUUCAAUAUAUGUCUACAAAGCAAGAAAAAAUGUCUCCUAUGAAAUUGAAACAAUUGCAGUUCAUAACCUUUAAAGAAAUACAGUCAGCAUAAUCUAAAAUUGGGGGAAGACUCUGCCUUCACAUGUUAUGUAGGGUUUAGUAGCUGAAAGGUGCAGACUUUGGGGUCAGAGACAUGUGUUCUAAUCUCAGAUCUGCCAUGCACUAGCUUGUCAGUUUUCAAGUCACUUAACUGCUCUGAGCCUCAUACUAUCUGUAGAAAGGGAAUAACUACCUACCUCACAGGGUUGUUGUAAGGAUUAAAUGAGAUAAUGCCUGGAAUGUGUGAUAAGCCCAGCACAUGGAAAAUCAUAAUAGCUUAAAUAGAGGACAUUGGAGCAGUAUUUCUAAACACUUAGUGAGAGUGAUUCAUGGAAAGUUUUAGCUAAGGUGGCAUUUAGGAUAUUUUAAAGUGUAAUGAACACAAUACCAAGUACUAGUAACUUAAACCUUAAGAACACUAAUCUUAGGGCUGGCCCCACGGCCGAGUGGUUAAGUUCGCGCGCAAUGGCACCGCCCAUCAGGCCGUGCUAACGCGGCAUCCCACAGGCCACAACUAGAAGGUCCCACAACUAAAGUAUACAACUAUGUACCGGGGGAUUUGGGUAGAUAAAGCAAAAAAAAAAAAGAUUGGCAACAGUUGUUAGCUCAGGUGCCAAUCUUUAAAAAAAAAAAAAGGGACACUAAUGUUUACAUAAGAAGAAGUCUAGAGGUAAGCACUUCCAAAUUUGAUUUGGCAACUUAGCACUUCAUCAGAUUUCCACAUUAACUCCAUAAUUUUCAACAUAUUGUCUUUCAUUUUUUGCAACUUUGGUUACAAGAUGGUGGUCGCUGCUGCAAGCUACUUUCUUCACACACUCCUUCAGAGUCGGGAAGUGAGGAAAGGUGCUGAGGCUUCCUCUUCUGAAGGUUCCUUUCUCUUAUUGUUGAGAAAACCUUUCCCAGAAGAAGGGAGGAAUGCUGAGCAGUCAAUUCUACAGGUGCUUACUAGCUUCCUCUGCUUUUCAAGUCCUUAGCUUAAAAUCCAUCUGGGAGCACUUAGACUCUGCCCAUUCUUAACUCAGCCAGUUUUUCUUUUUAUACAGUGAAUCCCUAAGCUUAAUGCCAUUUGUCUUAUGCACAUAGUGCUUUAUUGUUUCCAGAAUUAUUGAGGAUAUGUUAUCCCAUUCAAUCCUGAUAAUAUUUGUACAAGAAACUUGAGUCUCAGUGAGGUUAGGUGACUGGCUAGUAAGUGGUUGGAGCCAAGACUGAACUCGGAUCUGACUUCCAAGUCCUUGCCUUCUUUAUUACACCAAAGUGUCUCUACCCAUCGUGGUGGUUCUACAUGUGAGUGGGAGACCAGUUAGGAUUCUCCUGGGUAGCCACUUCUAUGAAAGGUGAUUGUAUCUGGACAAUUAUUUGAUCGUGGCUUCAUAAGGAAGUUAGAUUUAGGGCCUAUUUCUGCACCUCAUAAUUUAGUUUUGAGGAUUAUAUAUUUCUUCCUUGCUGUUACUGGAAAGAAGCAAGGGGAAGGUGUGAAGGGUCUGUCUGUGAAAAGGGAUUGUUUAGUUUUGCCCUAUUUUGAUAGGAAGUGGCUUACAUAUAAUUUUGUGAUAUAACAGUCCCUCUUUGCAUAGUUAUUCAAAGCAAGGUUUGGAGGCUCUGGAACAGAUUCAGGGGAUAGGACUGUUGACAUGGUCACUCUUGGGUGGGCACUCCCCCAAGAGUCUGGGUGGACAUGAGGCUAGGGUAACCCACAUGUGGCAGUGACUAAACAAAACUGCAGCAGUAAGCCACAUCCAUCAUUCUUCCCUUGUGUGUCCUGUUAAAAUUUUAGAAGGGGUUUCUAGUUAGUGUUCCAUGCCUUUUGUCAUGCCAGCCAUCCUCACCUGCUGAUUUGCUAUGUGGAAACUACUCAUGAUUGUCUACUGGCCCUGCCAAAACUGCUUUACGAAAACAGGCAAUUAGGCAACUAGUCUUUUGGUUGUGAACAUGAUGAGAGUCUAUACAGAAGUUGAAAUACAAUGUACAUCUGAAGUUUAUAUAAUGUUAUAAACUAAUGUGACCUCAAUAAAAAGAAAAGAAAACAGGCGGUUAGCUUUGAGUGUGCCUGUCAGGGAAUUUUUUUUUUUUUUUGAGCAUUUAUUAUUGCUGAGCAGAGUUAUUGAUGCUUCCUAUAUUGCUGAGGAGGUAUUCUCUGACCAAAACAUUUCCCAUCACUGUGUUCUAGUGUCUGAACUUGUUUCUUCAAAUACGCUUUCUUAGAUGACUUUGUAAUCUUCAAGAGUAAGUACCUUCUAGGAAGGAUAUCAUGUCUUCUCAAACCCAGAGAUCUGAAUACAGAUCUUCACAUUUCUUGCCCUAGGCAAGCAAAGAUCCUAGACCCUUGAGGAGGCCCUCACCCAUCUUCUAGGCUGAUACCUGUCUUGAGCUGCAAGAGUAAACAUUGACAAUUGGUCCCUGUACCCUUUCAGAUAAAUAUCCUGCAAUAUAAUUUGAACUCAUCACCUACCUUCCUCUAGGAGUUUUUCAAGACUAUCAGCUGUUUCCUUCAGUCAGAGUUUAAUUCUGCAGUUCUUACCAUCCUUUCAAGCCCUUUCAUGAUGCACUCUGGAAUUCAGGGUCUGUCUCUUUGAAUGUGUUCUUUUCAACUUCCUGUUCUAAUGGAAACCUGGCUGUUCCCUAAUGGUGUGCUUCCCCCGCAGUCCCUCAAUUGCUAGUUUUUGUCUCCCUCAACCCAUUUACCUCUCUCUACUGCCAUUUCUUCUCUAUUUUCCACCAAAAGCCCAGCUCAUUUGAAAUCCCUGUUCUUGUCAUCUACUGACUUCUUGUGCAUUCACAUUUAUUCAAUUAUGUUUUAGUACCCUGAAUAUUCCUAAGGAAUAUGAAGAAGCAAUAUUUUUAGCCACAGACAUCCUAAUUGUGUAGAAUUGCUCUUGUGUGGAAUACAAAUAUAUAUGUCUCUUUUUAGUUGAGAGAAAAGUGUGAAAUAAAUUCUUACUUUAUAUAGGCUUGAUUAAAGGGAAAUACGAAAGACAAAGAAUCCUGCAGAGAGGAAAGUGUCUCCCCAGACUUAUAUUUUUCAUUCAUGGUGUGUACUGUGUUAGGUCUUACAUGGAACUGAGAAGAAAACUGAAACAAAAAAGAGCUUUAAAUAGCUGAAUAAUUCUGUUGCAUAUAAAACCCAUAAGACUAAAUUUCAUUUCAGCUCCGUAUCCUUACUGAGAGACUUCCUUUUUUGAUUUUUUUUCCGUUCAAUAUAAAUAAAAUAGUAUGCUUAUAUUGUUGGAUUGUUUUUAGAAACUAGACUAUCUUUAACCACCUCUGAUGUUAUAAAACUAGAGUCAUAAAAUUGUUUUUGCAGGAAAUAGUUAUAAUUCCUCCAAUAAAUAUCUGUUGUUAUUUACUUA
This is a messenger RNA of Equus caballus (horse), 5298 nucleotides long. The record is from RefSeq and is a predicted model, not a curated record. Lineage: Eukaryota; Metazoa; Chordata; Mammalia; Perissodactyla; Equidae.